UUCUGCAAUUCUGAAUUUCUGGGGCAAAACAGCCUCCAAAAUCACAGAAAGAACAUUACAUAUUACAGAAAAAUAAGCCAAAAAAAGAGGGAAAAUAGAGAAUUAAAUGUGAUCUGAUUUAUAUAUGAUUGCAUAGGUGGGGGUGUUACUGCAGAUAUCUUGUUUGCAAGUCCAAAAAGAAAACAAAAGGGCAAAAUUUGCAUUCUCCAUAAAGAUUCCUCAGCUCAAUCUCUUAAAUCAUCGAUCGUGACUAUAUUGAAGAUUUCGAGACCAAAUUGCACUCCCCUUUUCCCAAAAAUUACACCUUUUUGCCAUCUGUUUCUGCCUACUCCCUUCCAUAAAUGCCCUCCCUAAAACCCUGCAAACGAUUCUUUCUUCACUCACUCCCUUCUCUGUUUUCUAUAACACCGGCGAAAAAACCACACUGUUUCCGUCACUUUCCCGAGAAAGUUCCGAAUUUUACCAGAAAGUUAAAAUUUUUCCUUCCUUAAUGGAGGAAAAUGAGCCUUUGCCUGAGCAUCUUCGCUGUAAACGGACCGAUGGGCGGCAAUGGCGGUGCAGUAGGAGAGUCAUGGACGACAAGAAGCUCUGUGAAAUUCACCAUCUCCAGGGACGCCAUAGACAGUACAAGAGGAAAGUACCCGAGUCACUUAAAUUGCAAAGAAAGUACCAGAAGAAAUCGACUGCCAAUGCAGAUUCACUGCCUCACAAUGUCGAAAUUAGGGCACCGAAAGAGGAAAGGUUGUCACGGUUGGUGAAAUUGGGGAAGCCUAUUAAGAGAAAGAAAUUGAUCGGCGAAUCUGAAGCGCUUGGUGACGCUGUGAAGAAGAUGAGGCUAAAGAGAGGGGAUUUGCAGCUGGAGCUAAUAAGAAUGGUGUUGAGAAGGGAAGUAGAGAAGAGAAAGAAAAAGAAGAAGAAGAAGAAGAAAGUCGUGGUUGAUGAGAUUAAUAGUGAUAAUGAUAGCGAUAUUGAUAGCAGUAAUAGCGAGGGAGACUUAAUGAGAGAUUUGCCUAAUGGAUUAAUGGCAAUAUCUCCUGCUAAACAUUUUUCCAAUGCGGCUGCGGCUGCUGCUGCUGCUUCUUCUUCUAUGCCAUGUGAUAUCAAAAUUGGAGCAGCUGAUUUCAGUGCGGUUACUAGAAGAUGUUUUCGGUCUAAAAACAUUGAGCCAAUGCCAAUUGGUACAUUGCAGGUUGUACCUUUCAAGAAGGAUAUGUUGAGAUUGAGGAGGGGAAAGAGGAAAAAAUGCCAUUUGUGCAGGAGAAGUGGAUUGAAGACGCUAAUAAGGUGUUCGAGUUGUAGAAAACAAUUAUAUUGCAUGGAUUGCAUCAAAGACCAGUAUUCUGAUAUGCAAGAAGAAGUUAAGAUAGCUUGUCCAGUUUGUCUUGGAACUUGUUGCUGUAAGGCAUGCUCUGCAAUUCAAUGUAGGGACAUUGAAUGUAAGGACUCCUCCAAGGACAAGAGUAAAGUCAACAAAGUUUUACAUUUUCAUUAUUUGAUCUGUAUGCUUCUUCCUGUACUGAAACAACUAAAUCAAGAUCAAAGCAUUGAGCUAGAAAUAGAGGCAAAAAUAAAAGGCCAGAAACCUGCAGAUGUUCAAAUCCAGCAGGCGUCAGUCAGCUGCAAUAAGAAGUGUUGCAAUAAUUGCAAGAGUGCCAUUGUGGAUUUCCAUAGAAGCUGCCCAAGUUGUUCCUAUAACCUUUGCUUAAGUUGUUGUCAAGAUAUUUUUCAAGGGAGCUUACCUGGAAGUGUUAAAACCCACAAGUGCAAAUGCCCUGGCAGAAGGAAAGCCAGUAUAUUUGGAAAGCAACCCUCAGAAAUGAAAUCAACAUGCAUCUCUAAGUGGAAUUAUGGCAAUAAAUAUUUAGAUUCUUCUAUGUUAUUGCCCAGUUGGAAAGUUCCUGAUGGUAGUGGUAUACCUUGUCCCCCCACAGAGUUUGGUGGCUGUGGUGAUAGUCUCCUUGACUUAAGUUGUGUUUUCCCCUCAAGUUGGACCAAAGAACUGGAAAUAAGUGCGGAGGAAAUUAUUGGUUGGUAUGAGUUGCCAGAAACCUUGGACGUUUUCUCGCGCUGCUCAUUAUGUUUUGGGAUGGACUGUGAAGUUAAUGGGAUUAUGCAGUUGCAAGAAGCAGCUACAAGAGAAAAUUCUAAUGAUAACUUUCUGUAUUAUCCUACUGUUAUGGACCUCCAUAGUGAUAACCUUGAACAUUUUCAGAAGCACUGGGGUAAAGGUCAACCUGUAAUAGUUCGUAAUGUUCUUCCGGAUACAUCUGAUCUUAGUUGGGACCCAAUAGUCAUGUUCUGCACCUAUCUUAAAAAUAAUGCUGCCAAAUCUGAGAAUGAGCAGGCUGCUGAUUGCUUGGACUGGUUUGAGGUAGAAAUUGGUAUCAAGCAAUUGUUCAUGGGGCCUUUUAAGGGUCCAACACAUACCAACCUGUGGCAUGAAAAACUAAAAUUGAAGGGCUGGCUUUCUUCUCAUUUAUUUCAAGAACAUUUUCCAGCUCAUUAUGCUGAAAUCCUUCAUGCUUUACCACUCCCAGAAUACAUGGAUCCCGUUUCUGGCGUUCUAAACAUUGCUGCAGAAUUGCCAGAGGAAAUCAUGAAGCCUGAGCUUGGUCCGUGUGUCUAUAUCUCUUAUGGUAGUGGUGAGAAUAUUGUUCAGGCUGAUUCUGUGGCAAAAUUACGUUAUGAUUCAUAUGAUAUGGUUAAUAUUUUGGCACACACCACUGAUGUCCCUGUAUCUUCAGAACAGCUUAAUUAUAUAAGAAAGUUAAUGAAGAAACGCAAGGAACAAAAUGAAGUGAGCAAAGCAGCACCAAAUGAUGGGCAAAGUGUGGAAGAAGUAGGCUUACAUGAUAUGAUCACAGAAGAAAUGUGCUUACACAAGAAGGUUGCUAGAGUAUCUUGGUUUUCUGCUGCCAGUCACAAAGCACAAACAAGUCUCAAAAAUAGAGACUUGUUCCUUGAUGGGGAACAUGAUUCUGAUUCUGAUACUGAUACAGAUACUGAAGUCUCAAAAUUUUUCUUUGGGCCUGUUAAAAGCUGUAGGACAUCAGAAAAUAUGAAUUUCUGUGGGAAGAAUACAGAUGGUUCGGAUCAUUUUAGAAAGCAAGAAGUUGCUGAGUAUUGUGGUGCCCAGUGGGAUGUCUUUCGUAGACAAGACAUUCCAAAGCUUGUUGAAUACCUGAGAAGGCACUCUAAUGAGUUCACUCAUACAUAUGGCCUUCAAAAGCUUGUAGGUCAUCCAAUACUUGAUCAGAACUUCUUUCUUGAUACAACUCAUAAAAAGAGGCUUAAGGAGGAGUUCAAAAUCGAACCAUGGACUUUUGAGCAACAUGUUGGAGAAGCUGUCAUCAUUCCUGCUGGAUGCCCUUACCAAAUUAGGAAUCUUAAGUCAUGCGUUAAUGUUGUAUUGGACUUUGUCUCGCCUGAAAAUGUUACUGAAUGCAACCAGUUGAUUGAUGAAGUCCGUCUGCUUCCAGAGAACCAUAAUGCCAAAGUAGAUAGUCUAGAGGUGAAGAAAAUGACACUUCAUAGUAUUAGCAGAGCAAUCAAAGAAAUCCGUGAGCUUACAUGUGCAGAGACUAGUGCUGAUCUCAAUGAUCGACAGUGAAGACUGAUAAUUGAAAUGGAUCUGAUUUACUUGCAUCUGAGCCCCUCUUCUUACCAAGCUAUGGCAUGUAUGGAAUGCAGAAUUUAGAUAGAUCUGUCAUAUCAGCAGCAACAUAAAGCUAAUUUCUGCAGAUUAGAUAAAUGAUUGGCAUUUAUUCUCCUGCAACUUGUGAAUGUAAAUUGUUAAUAGUCUCUAGAAAUGGUAUACAUCUGAGUUUAGGAACACUGUUUCCCCACCCCUCUCAACGUUGAACGUUGGACAAAUACACUCACCCAUACAGUUGCAAUCCUCUUGAUUAGCCUUGUAACGAAAAUGAUAAUAAAUGAGGUUCGUACUUCCGACCA
This is a messenger RNA of Hevea brasiliensis (rubber tree), 3954 nucleotides long. RefSeq names its product lysine-specific demethylase JMJ28. Gene Ontology annotation, cellular component: chromatin; histone deacetylase complex. Bases 491 to 3610 code for a protein of 1039 amino acids. The record is from RefSeq and is a predicted model, not a curated record. Gene Ontology annotation, molecular function: transcription coregulator activity; chromatin DNA binding; histone H3K9 demethylase activity. The transcript has 13 exons. Lineage: Eukaryota; Viridiplantae; Streptophyta; Magnoliopsida; Malpighiales; Euphorbiaceae. Gene Ontology annotation, biological process: regulation of transcription by RNA polymerase II.